GAAAUUUAAGUAAAUGCCAUUAAUUCACCCCUUGUGACAGCUGAGUUAGCUAGCUACGUUAGCCGUGUACUGUCUUGACGCCACUCGUUAACGCGCUGUAAUAACUAGCUAGCGAAUAGCAUACUAGCUAGUGAGCUACAACUUUAAAGUCCAAUUUAAAACUAGACAUCUUAGCAAACUAGACACAGUAAUGAAAAAGCUGCUCGUUAUGAAUCGCAUUACCCUCGAUUACCUAGCAAACGUUUAAUUUACACAGUAGGUACAAAUAUAUACAUCUGUCUGUGGUAACGUUAGCUAGUUCUUGAGACUGAAAGACCUCAAUUACGUUAGCAUUGACAUCAAUGCAUAACGAGCUAACGUUAGUACAGCUACUGCAUGGACAUCUAUACUAGUUAUUGCAUAAAUAACAAUACCAUAUUUUAAUGAAAUAAUUACAUACUUUUUUAGCACUGGUUUGAUCCCUUUGGAAAGUCGAUAGCAGGAAAAUUACAGAUUCUUUUCUUCUUUGUUCAACCGGUUCCUUAUUCAUGUGACACAAGCAGGAACGAAUGUCAUCGAGGCAAAACAAUUUGCGUGGAAUGAACUGCAGUAGAAUAGGCUUUACAUUAGCGAGCUUGUAUAUUUUAUGUCUGGAUUUGAUCGGAUAGCAAGUGUGAACCACAUGAUGAUUGAUAAUGGAAGAUCGAAUGUGGUUGUCGACAUUAUUUUUUGCCAAAUGAGCUUGGCUGGAGAUGAUCAUGGGACGAUACACUGAUUGUGCUCAAGAGCUUUUGUACAAGGCAGAGGAUGAUCAUGGAGAAGAGCUGUCAGAAGAUGAAGAGGCUGAAGAGGAGGAUGGACCGAUCGAUGAAGAAGCCCAACUUAAGGCAAGCAUAGGACUGCCUGUGGAGUUCAUAAGUUCCUCUGCACAGAAAAGAGCUGUACGUAGUAGCAAGUAAACAUUGCCUAUGUCUGUCCGUCACCAUAGAGUCCACCUAAAAGAAAGAAAAAAGAUAAUGUUGCUCCGAUGCUCUCUCUCUUGAAGGGGAGAAAGUUGAUGAGGAAGAAUGCCAUCCACUGGGAAGCAGCUCCUGAGAAUUUGGAUAAAGAAGAUCCACCUUCACUCCAGGUGGAGAAGAAUGAUUCCACUGUUGAAAUCACCAAGGUUGCAUUUGAUUUGAUCUCAGUGAGGGGCCAGGAGGAAAACCUCCUCCACCCUCCCAGGCAAAAGUGGUGCACUAUAUAGGGAAUAUGGUGCCAUUUGGGACACAUCCUGUGAGAAGAAAGACAGAAGACAAAAACCCAUAUGUACCACUUUGGAAUCGAUAGCCACUUGUCCCUUUCUCUUCCCCCAGAGCAGUGGAUAGGUCUCGUCACUGAGGAGGGUUUCCCUCACGCCUCCAGGUGAGAUGCCCAGGAGGUGAUCACUUUUUAGGGCCUUCACACACUCCUUCUGGGGCCCGUGGAUGACACUGAACACCUCCAACAGCAGCUUGAACCCUACAGAGAACAAUAAAAGAUCCUGCUUUUAGGUUCUAAGUGGCUCAUGUAGUAAGAAUGGACUACGGCAGCUAUAGGCUAUACACUUUACUGAUCAACUACAGAGGGCUGAAUGUAACAUCUCACUUUUAUAUUUAGAUACAGGGAAAUGGAACUGUGAAGAUCUUACCUGGAACUUUGAACAGAAAGUAAUGAGUGACUGAGUGAACAAUCCGUCCCUUUUGAAUGAUGACCUUUGCCAGAAAGUAAUAAUAGUCAAUGGGAAUAGCCCCAUGAUAAUAGACUAUAAGAGCUGCUCCUUCAUCGGGAAUCUUCUCCAUACCAUGGAUUUCAUAUCCUGUUUUGAAAUAGACACAUUUAUAUAAGCAUUGGCAAUAGUCAUUGACUAGUCAAGCAGCGCCGAUGGAGAGCCGACUCCAUGUCGUGACCCAGGGGAGUCAGAGUUUGGAGGAAGGCUGAAGUGAAGUCAGGCGGGCACUAGUGAAGUGAUCGAUCUGAUUGGGCAGACUUUUGUCAGUGGUAGCUGACCAGUGUGAUUAGGGCCAACAGCAAGCAGACCAUGUCAGUGGAAAUGAUGAUAAACCUUGUGAUGGUGGUAAUCGCAAAAGAGCUGCCUCCUCAAACACCAAGCCCACUGAGUCAAGAGAGAACAGUGGCGCGCACCACUGCCUGACUCAACGUCUCCCUCUCCUCUGGGAUUUUCCAUCCUGUCCGUGACUGAUCCCAUACAACACGACACUGCCCUCAUUUAUAUGGCAUAGUAUAUCUGUUUUAUCUGGCUUUGUAGAAAUGUUUUAUACCACAUGCCAACUUCCUUUUCCCUGUUUUAUCCUUUUGAUCAGAAAACAUGUGUGUGUCCUGUAGCUCAGUUGGUAGAGCAUGGCGCUUGUAACGCCAGGGUAGUGGGUUCGAUUCCCGGGACCACCCAUACGUAGAAUGUAUGCACACAUGACUGUAAGUCGCUUUGGAUAAAAGCGUCCGCUAAAUGGCAUAUAUUAACAUGAAUGUAGAAUGUAAUGUUGAAGGGAUAAAUGAAUGUACACGUUUCUUCCCUCCAGACACAGGAUGGGUGUUCCCGGAAAAAUAACAAUGGAUCAAGUGAGAGAAGAGCAUCUAAUAGUGAAGGUGAUGAAACACCACAUAGAAGAAUUGCAAAAGUAAAGUGGAGUCAUGAACUGGAUGUGGAGGACAACCCUCAGAUGUCUGUAGAGGAAGCCUGGGAUAAACUGUGAUUAAAGUGCAGCCACGACCCCAUGUUUAAGAGUGUGCUGCAGUUUAAGCCCCAGUCACCACCAGGGUGGGAAGGCUGGGAGGAAUAGGAAGCUACAUGGAGGUAGGAGAGCAUCCUGCCACAUCAACACACCUUCUUUAUUGAAGAGGGAGAUGCCACAGAUGCCACUUACUUUCAAAAACAAAUGGCUCCAUCAUCCAGCAGGCCCAGUAGAAAUGACUUCAGCACGGAUUAAGCCUAUUAUCACAUGUCCUGAUCUGUCUUCAGGUUCAGAGGUUCCUCCAGAAAGUUCAGAGAGGAAUACCCCUCUGGAGUUGGACAGUGCUGAGCAACCCUCUCAUCAGAACCUCUUCACCAGAAUAGAAGAUGAAGAGGAUGAUGAGAUUCAAUUCAGAAGAGAGGUGUACUCACUGGACAUACCGGACUACUUAGUUCCCGGAGCACCUGAACACAAUAACACAGAGGCUACUGGGAAGAAAAGGAAGAACAAUAAUACCAAGAAAACAGAGAAAUGUGGAGUGAUGCCAGCUGAGAUUGCAGUGGAGCCUGAGCUGGCUAAGUACUGGGCCCAGCGCUACCGGCUCUUCUCCUGGUUCGAUGAGGGCAUCAAAUUGGAACAAGUGUCACAGGUUCUGUUCCGAGUGCAUCUGCCCACCUGUCAGUUUCUCCUCCCCGGGAGCUGUGCUCGAUUUGGCUCUUCUCUCCAUUGGUUUGCAGGAACUUUUCAAUAUAACAGUCCUAUGCUAGCCAUUGACAUCGACCCAGUGCGUCUGGCCCUGGCCCAGCACAACGCCCAGGUCUAUGAGGUGGCCGAGCACAUCGACGUUGUGCAGGGAGACUUCCUAAAGCUGGCACCACGUCUUAGUGGGGAUGUGGUUUUCAGACUACUUCAGCGCAGACGUCUUCGAUAUCAAGAGCAUGAUGGCUCCAGAUGGUUUUGACAUUUUCAGGUUGUCCAAAAUAAUAUCCGAUAAUAUUGUGUACUUCCUGCCACUUAAUGCAGACAUGUAUCAGUCCUCACAGUUUUGACCCGUGCGUGUUUCUCGGACUCUGUACCUGCCUGCCCAACCAUUCAGCCUCCCUUGACUUCGAGCCCGCCUGCCACACUGUACCUACUGGACGCUGAACUGGUUUUGACCUUUUGCCUGUCCACGACCAUUCUCUUGCCGACCCCUUUUUGGAUCAAUAAACAUCUAAGUGUCCAUCCAACUGCCUCCUGUGUCUGCAUCUGGGUCUCGCCUUGUGCCCUGAUAGAGAAGUAGAGGAGUAUUGGUUGUUUUUCAUCUUAUUUUGAUUUACAGUCUUUGUGCAUGCUAGUCUUGCUUGGCUAAUCGUCUACCAUUGAGUCAAGAUGUACAGUGCAUUCGAAAGUAUUCAGAAAUGCAAACAUUUCUAAAAACCUGUUUUUGCUUUGUCAUUAUGGGGUGUUGGGUGUAGAUUGAUGAGGAUGUUUGUUGUUUAAUCCAUCCAAAAUAAGGCUGUAACGUAACAAAAUGUGGAAAAAUUGAAGGGGUCUGAAUACUUUCCGAGUGCACUAUAUUUGUUGAUAUUUCAGUGUAAAUUACAUAACAGUAAUAGUCUGAAGGCCUUUAGAGGUGUGAGGUUUCUGCAGGGCCUCUUAUCUGGAGGAGGUUAAAGGCUACGUCCCAACUCCACCCUUCUCCUAAAGUGUGCACUUGCACACUUCCCAUUUAACAAUGGGAAGUCCCUCCAGACAAUGCUUACACCAAUCCAUUGCUUUUAAAUCCAUGACGGGGUAGUGUGCAAGUGCAUAGUUUGUCUGAAGUGUGGAGAAAUGGGACUUAGCUGUAGUCAGAGCUGAUGAUGCCAGGCGUCAGCCUGCCCUGCUGAGCCUGUACUGAGCGUGUUCUUGGGAAUACCCAUACUUCUCCUUUUUAUUUAGAUGACUUCCCAUGUCUGUGCUCUGUGCUCUGUGCUAUCUGCUAUCCAGUGGCCUGGGGCUGUAUGUGUUCACACUGUCAGAUCACAGGCUCCCAGAGCAGGAACAGGCCUCAUACUGUAGACCUCAUUGAAAUUGUAUUCUGCCACCAUCAUGUAUUUUAUCAGCAGUGUAACAAAGCAGGCCAUCACCUAUUUGAUAACACAUUGACCUGGUUACUUAGCAGUGGGAGAUCUAGCUAUAGCCUUUUAUUGCAUAUCUACUACUAUAAAAAGCUAAGUCCGUGUUUGCUGUUAUUAGAAGAUAAGAAGUAUACUGAGUAUAGAAAAAAUAUGUGAACCCUUUAGAAUUACCUGGAUUUCUGCAUAAAUUGGUCAUAAAAUUUGAUCUGAUCUUCAACUAAGUCACAACAAUAGGCAAACCGUGUGCUUAAACUAAUAACACACAUUGUAUUUGUCUUGUCUACGGUAUAUGGAAUUGAAACAUUCACAGUGUAGGUUGGAAAAAGUAGGUGAA
Molecule: messenger RNA, 5126 nt
Organism: Oncorhynchus keta (chum salmon)
Lineage: Eukaryota; Metazoa; Chordata; Actinopteri; Salmoniformes; Salmonidae
Product: trimethylguanosine synthase-like
Exons: 12
Coding region: 2863-3651 (262 amino acids)
Biological process (GO): 7-methylguanosine cap hypermethylation; 7-methylguanosine RNA capping
Cellular component (GO): nucleus
Molecular function (GO): RNA cap trimethylguanosine synthase activity
Source: RefSeq, a predicted model, not a curated record